Verticillium nonalfalfae is the source of this 4197-nucleotide messenger RNA. RefSeq lists its product as uncharacterized. The record is from RefSeq and is a predicted model, not a curated record. The coding region runs from base 1 to 4197 and encodes 1398 amino acids. Lineage: Eukaryota; Fungi; Ascomycota; Sordariomycetes; Glomerellales; Plectosphaerellaceae. The transcript has a single exon.
AUGACGGCACCCUACGUUCCCCUCGUCAGCGUCGCCUCCUCUCCGGAUGCCGAUGACGAUGCGAAAGGCUUCCUGUCCUCGCAGCCUUCCACCACGAACAACUCGACCAGCGCGAGCCCAGCCCAGAACAUGUCCCUCGCCGCCGCCGCCACGUUGACGCCACUGUCCACGUCUGUCGACAGCAGCGACCGCUUUUGCGACCCGCCUGCGACCGUGAAAGAAAGCCAAGCCGACAGCAACGCCGCCCGCGGCGAGCAAGACGCAGCAGCUCGCAGAGUCAGUGUGGCGCUCGAGGGGAAUGCGCCUGUGCUCGCCCAUGACUCCGUUCUACCCGCUCAUGACAGUCCUGCGUCUGCGUCCGGCGCUGGUGCGCAAAAAGGGGAAUUGAAUGCUGCGUCCGCCAAGGAGCACCUCGCACCGAAGAAUGCAGACGAAUUGGACAAGGACGCACAGGCCGACCACGGCCAUAGCGAAGCUCUGAGCCAGGGCCCCGACCAGCAUAGCCGCGAAGAUGACAGCGCCGAAAUCACAAGCUUCUCGCGCGCCAGGGGUCAUGCAGGCUCAACACCGCUGUCCAUCCCGGCAUUAUUGCUAGGCUCCAAAGGGGCCGGUCGUGCCACCCAUCGCACUCAACAACCUCCUGGCUACACACAAACGAAAACAAACAACUCGAACACGCUCGACACCACAAUUGCAUCGAACCUCGACAGCACCCUCUCCUCUCCCUCGUCCCCCACAAGUCUCAUUGAGCAACUGCAAGAGACCCUGCAAGCAUCGCUGCAGCAACAAGCCGCAUCGCCGUUAUCCUCAUCGCCGGGGUCGCCGUCAGCCGUAGCCACAGCGUCUACGACGCUGCACCGUCCCCAACCCAUCGUCCGCACCACCUCCGACAGCGACAAGUUUACUGUUUGCCAUCCCGUCCCUGACCUCAACACCCGCUCUGGCGCCUACACUGGCAAUAUUGCCACUCUCGAAAAGACGGCCGAGCGGCUGUCCAUGACCAGUUCGAUCGAGGACGCCAUUCGAGACUUGCACUGCGAAUUGAAGAGAAGCGACAGUCGAAGAUCGUCCAUCUUGGCCGCCUCCAAUCCUGCCUUCGCAUCAGCAUCCUCUCCCGAAGGCCCCUCUCCGCCUCUUGACGGCAGCCACCCACCGGCACCCCCUUCGCUCGCUCGUCAUAUAUCAUCGGCAAGCAAUAUUGUCGAAGUCAACAACGCAGCGAGAUACGGCGGUUACUCCCCUGCCGGAUACGUAAUGUCGCCCAACCAUUCCCUCACGAGCCGUCUGCGGUCCGCCUCAAAAACGUCCAACGGCCGUCCCGACUUUGACGUGGAUGCGUUUGUGUCAAGGAACGGCCCAGGAAAAUCGUCCACUCGCAGCGCGCGAUCAACCAAGAUGUCGCUGACCGAAAUCGCCGAGACGGAACCCACAACACUGACCAACGACGCCCUUGAUAAAGCUGAGCAGUUACCAGCGCACAACGAACACGAAGAGAAGACCGGAAAUGGCACGAAGCCAUCGGGAGAUGUGUACCACGGCGACGCAAGCACAGAGGCCUUCCACAAACUGCUGGAUAAUGCCCUGGCCACGGGAGCACCUAGUGACAGCAAGAAGGGCGACAAUACGAGUCAAAGGACUUCUCGACAAGAGUUGGGGACUGAGGAAGACCGCCCAGCGACGCCGCGGUCCACGAUGACAUACGAUCCGAACGAUGCGUUUGGAGACUUUGACGGCGUGCACUGCGAGCCGGACUUUGGCUACUUCGAGGAUGUACCGAUGCCUGAGCCGGAACCCAUGCCGGAGCCCCAGAGCGAGCAGCCAUUCAGCCGACCGGACAUGCCGCGCCCACAGUCCUACUUUGACAUGCAGACGGGCCAGCAGAUGAUGUAUUACCCGGCUCGCGUGCCAGCUAUGCUCAAUCUGCCGCCCAAACUGUCUAGGAAACCGAAGGCAGCCAUCCGCAACGCCAGGCACUCCAAAGUCCUGCAAGCUAUGGGUCACCCAGGUCUCGGACAGGCCGAGUACAUGGAGCGAGGCUCGCACGCACCCCCCGUCCGCCAGUCGACCUUAUGGCUGCCUGACCCCGUGGAGUCUGAGGCGUUCUCCCCCUUUCCCCUGGAGCCAUCGCCAGUGGAGCCUGCGCAUGACAGGACAUCAUUGCUCGAUGGUAGCCACGAACAACGCUCAUGGUCGGCCGGCCGCGAACAGGGGCCUGACUCCCCCUACGACCCGAUGCCCCAACCUCCACCGGCCGCUCGGCAGCGCUCUCCUCGCACGGUCGAAAUGGACGCCCACAAGUCUGCUCCCAUGGAGGAUCUACCACCGCAUUUGCGUGCCAGCGCCUUUUUCGAAUUGCCGCCCGAGCCGCCCACUGUCGAAAUGAAAGGUGGCUCUGCGAUGGACACCCUCGACAGCAUCCUUGAUGCGUCGGCCAAUGCCCCUGUUGAUGCCUUUACUGAUCACGCGUUUGCUGGCAAGCUUGGACGGGAGGUCUAUGGUCGUGAGAAGAAGGCGAACCGCAAGUCGUCUGCCCUGCUGCAACCAGAGCAUGCUGAUGGUAAGAAACGUGGUUCGUUUAUGCCGUUUGGCAAAUCAAGCAAUGAUGGUUCCUCUGAUCGGAGAAACACCAUGACUGGCGUUUCCAUACAUAGCAAUAGAACAAGGGAACGUGGCGAUGAGGACGAGAGCCAAGCGCUCUCUGGCAGUGUCGAUGGCGAGCAUCGCAGAGACGACGAAGAGGAGUUCGUGUCCGAGGACGAGGAGGAACUCUAUGCGGGCCCCCCUACGACUCUGUUGGCCGAACUGCAGCUUCGAAAGCACGAGCAGAAGCUGCGGACGCGCAACCAACACCAAGCUGUCCCCGGGGGUAUGCAUUCGACCCUGCUGGAGCUCGACGCCGUGGCCGAGGCACAGCGCAAGACGCGCAAGACGCGCCGCGUGAACCUGGCUUGGGAGGACCCUGACGCCAACCCCGACCACAGUUCCGAGGAUGAAGACGUGCCGCUGGGCUUGCUCUACGCCAGCAAGGCUGCGGGCAACAAUGAUUUCACCGCCGCCAUGGCCGAGCUCAACAGGCCGAUCGGCCUCAUGGAACGCCGUGAGAUGGAAGACAAUGAGCCCCUCAGCGCGCGACGAGCCCGCCUACAAGGCAACGAGCCUUUGACUAUUUCAAAGCACCGGAGUAUGAUGACACUGAACCCGGGGGGCGCUAGCAACAACCGCUUGUCACGGAUGCCAUCGCCGCAACGGUCCGCUAGCCGGUUGGAUCUCGAAGCCAGGGCACCCCGAAUCGAAGAACCCGAGGAGCCUGAGAUCGAAGAAGAGACGCUGGCUGAGCGGGUUCGUCGUCUUCGCGCCAAGGAGGAGGCUGAACACUCGAACCUGCCUCGCACGAGGCCCGUCUCUGCAGCGUUCUCCGUCGAGCUCCUCAGUCAAUUUGGUGAUCUGGACGAAGACAAGACGAAGGAGAAGGCAGCCCCUGUCAAGAACGCCGACGAAGAACAGGAAACGCUCGGCCAGAGGCGUAAGCGCCUGCAAGCCGAGCGUGAGGCGAGGGAGCGAGAGAUGAACACGCAGAUCCGACCUUCGCUCGUACCGCGCCGGACCAUGAACAUGGCAGACGUGCUCGGCGCACACCCUGUACGUGAAACCCAACAGCAGGAUGCGGAGAGGCGAAGGCUCGAGGAGGAGCAGCGUCGUGCCCGGAUGCAGGACGAGAAGAUGGCGGCGUUGAGGGCGCAGAUGCCCCAGACGCUGCCGACGGCGAUGCACGGAGCGCGCACUGGAGGAUUCCGCAACGGCAGCUACAACGACGGUUCGGCGGGCCUCGGUGUCUACGGUCCCUCGGGGAUGGGGGUCAAUGCCAGCCGGACCAGUGUCGCCAUGAACAACUACGCACCGCAACCGUCACAGAUGGGCAUGUACGGCGGCAUGCAGGGUACUGCCCUCGGCAUGCAAGGCGGGUACAGUCAAGGCUACGGCGGGGGCAUGGGGAUGCAGAUGCAGGUGCCACAGACGGGUGGCAUGGGGAUGCAGCAAGGCAUGGGCGGCAUGCCGAUGGGCAUGAACAUGGGCAUGAAUAUGGGUAUGAACAUGGGCAUGAACAUGGGCAUGAACAUGAACAUGAAGAUGCCAAUGGCCGGGCAGGCGCCGCCGCCCAGCUCCGUGGAGCGCUGGCGGCACAGCGUGAUGCCCUGA